Molecule: messenger RNA, 1231 nt
Organism: Drosophila rhopaloa
Lineage: Eukaryota; Metazoa; Arthropoda; Insecta; Diptera; Drosophilidae
Product: dehydrogenase/reductase SDR family member 7
Exons: 1
Coding region: 113-1078 (321 amino acids)
Source: RefSeq, a predicted model, not a curated record
CUUUGCAGUGAUUUUUCUGAUAGGCCAACACGAAAACCAGCUUUCAGUGUCUUCCGUUGCGGCAGAGGACAAAGGUUUCUUCGACCCACCAGCGCCACCCAAAUCACUCGAGAUGACCUUCCUGGAGUUUCUGCUGCUCUUGCUGGUGCUGUACUACGUGGGCUACGUGCUCCUCUGGAUCCUGCUCGACUGCAAUGUGGCCCUGUGGUACAAAUCCCGCUUCGGAGUCUCUUUGUCGUCGAUGCGCGGACAGGUGGUUUGGAUAACAGGUGCCUCGAGUGGCAUUGGCCGGGCCCUGGCAAACAGCUUGGCCAAACAUGGAGUGAAACUGGUGCUAAGUGCCCGCAGGGCGGAGCAAUUGGAGCAGGUCAAAGAGGAAUGUCUAGCUGCGGCCAGGGGACUCCUGGCCACCAAGGAUGUUCUGGUCAUCCCGAUGGAUAUGCUUGAUGUAGAUGAGCAUAAAGUACACUUAAACACGGUGCUUAAUCACUUUCACCGACUCGAUAUCCUGGUCAACAACGCAGGCAGAUCGCAGCGAGCCAGUUGGACGGAAAUAGAGAUCAAGGUGGAUCGGGAACUGUUCGAACUGGAUGUCUUCUCCGUCGUCCAUCUCAGCCGACUGGUGGUUCGCUAUUUCGUGGAACAGAACGGUGGAAGAGGUCACAUUGCGGCCACGUCCAGUAUAGCCGGCUUCAGUCCGGUUCCAUUCUCAGCCACCUAUUGUGCCGCCAAGCACGCCUUGAAUGCCUACUUGCUUUCCCUGAAAGUGGAGAUGCGAAAGCUGGACAUAUCAAUCUUUGCCCCGGGACCCAUCGCCACCGACUUCCUGCAGGAGGCCUUUACAGGAUCGCAGGGCGGAAAAGUGGGCCUGAGUACGGCCAAUCAAAAACGCAUGACUGCCCAGAGAUGUGGCGAUCUCUUCGCCGUGGCCUUGGCCAAUAAGAUGGAUCUCACCUGGUGUGGUCUGUUUCCAGUCAACGUGUUGGCCUACUGCGCCAGGAAUCCCACGUUGACCAAGAUCCUGGCUCAGUUCAUGACCGAGAAGACGCUCAACAAGAUUCGCGAGGGCAAGCUGUGAGAUCUAUCGUAAGACGCCUCAACCCCUGCCUCCUCUUCCUCCCAUCGGUUCUCAGACAACUUUUAUACAACACAAUGCUUAACUAUAUCAAGUUUAUAAACAUUUACACAAGAUAAAUCUGAGUGUAGAAAUAUGUACUCAAGAUAAAGCUGA